Molecule: messenger RNA, 3001 nt
Organism: Coregonus sp. 'balchen'
Lineage: Eukaryota; Metazoa; Chordata; Actinopteri; Salmoniformes; Salmonidae
Source: the annotation of a GenBank genome assembly
AUGGAUCAAAAGAAAGCUUUGUCAGAUGUCCUCAUUGUGAACCAUGCUGAUAUCGGUACUUUGCUGAAGGGCAGAAGUGAAGAGUGAAUGGGUUAUCUUAUUGAAUAAGGAGUAGGAGGUUUUAUCGCUGGUUAAAUGGCAUGCCUCAUCUCCUCUGAUGUAUCACCCUGAGCCCGGGGGGACUUUGUGUGUGUGUUUGACAAUGUCCUCACUGGCUGCGCCCGGAGCUAAUGUUGAGACAAUGAGCCUGCUCUCCUCCAUCUCCUCUUCUCACUUAUGUUUAAGAGUCUAUUUGUCUUUUUUAUUGACGGUCAUUCAAUCAGUCCAGGCACAUUAAAUCAUGUGAUCCUCACUGUGUUGGCUGGCUGUUCUGUUCAAAACACCUUCAGGAGAUUAUCAAUGCUCAGUUAAUUCUGUACACAUGACUUACUGUAGCUAGCUUGAUAGCACUCACCCGGGGCUGUUUUUCCACUGCAGCAGUAUAGUGUAGAUGUCUCAGUUGGCAGAGGACCCUUGUCCUGUCUGUCGCAGUCUGUUUGAAGUCUGCUGUGUAUACCUCUCAGCUCCUCUCUGGCUGUCACAGUGUUCAGGCAGGGCCAGACAGAGACAGGGAGUCACUUUAUGGGUAUUGAACGGUUCCAUCUCCAGCUCUGAUGCAGUCAGGGGAGAGGUAAUCACUGGGUCACAGAAAGAGAGGGCAUCCCUCUUUUAUUGCUUGUGUUGUACCCAGAUAUGGGAAAAUAUGAUAGGUUCAUGUGAAAAAACAGUAAGGUUGGGCAAGUACACAAUGCUGUAGGAGUAAAUCCUUGAAAGAAGCACAGGUUAGCACAUUUCUCUUUUCUGUUCCUUGUAGUGUUUUUCUAUGAAUGCAUUGGUGUAGAAAUGAUUAGUUAUUUGACUGAAAAUGACUCUUAUCCCUAACUAACACUCAAGGGACAAUCCUCGUCCCUCACCCACAACCACAACCACAACUAUGCCAAAUGGGAGGUUCUGGUGCCCCAUAAAAACGUGUUUCCCCUCUGAACGCCACACUGCUCCUCCAGGGAGGCCCAUCUGCAGACAGGUUAAUGGCAUAUCCAGGCCAAUCCUGUAAUAGCUGUCUGCCAUGGGCGCCACCGCCGCAGCUAACCAAUGUUGACUGGAAGGGGAGUGGAGGGGAGGGAGAGAAAGAGGUGGUUGCUGGUGGAAAAGUUCACUUUAAAACACAGGGGUGGGACAACAGAGCCACAAUUGAGGAGCCAAUAAACUCUGACACUACAUCCCUUGGGAGCCAAUGGGAGGAAGGUACUAUUAUCGAGUUUUGACAUGGGAGGCACUAACCGCGGCUGACUGGAAGCCCCCAUUUGCCCUGGCAGGCUGUUAAACCUCCGAGUCAUCACACCAAGGAUUAGAACAGGGGAUGACUGUCAUGGUUGAUGCACUCUGAUUCAGGCUUCCUGUUAACGGCUAUCUUCUGCCUGUGGGCUGAGGAGGUGGGCGGGUUUAGGUUUCAUCACACAAAUGAAACAUUACAAGACUCCCACAUUGAUGGUGCCUGUGCGUUAUAUGCGAUCAUAAUGAGGACGUUGGUAUUUCAAUCUGGGCUAGAGAGGAACUGUUCAAACCAGUGGCGGUUGGUGCCGUUUAAGACGAGGGAGGACGAUUAUUUUCUUUAUUCACGUGGCCUUAUUUCUGUUAUAGCAUAUUGGAUGACUGUCAUUCAUAUUCCAUUCACCCAGCUCAAUGUAACAUCGAUAUAUUUAGGCUACUACAUGAUACUCAGUAUGAAAAAUGUAUGCACUCACUAACAGUAAGUCGCUCUGGAUAAGAGCGUCUGCUAAAUGACAAAAAAAAUACUCACAUUUUCCCUAUACCCAUCAGGGGGUUGCUACUACGUAGCCUAUGAAUGAAACGUAGGUGCACAGGUCGAGAGAGAUUUGAGUAAUCAAGGUGACAGACAUUGACACAUUUUUUGCUCCUGUCUACCACAGUUAGAUGCCUGCUCCUGUCUCCCACAGGCAGACGCCUGCUCUUGUCUCCUAGAGACAGAUGCCUGCUCCUGACUCCCACAGACAGAUGCCUGCUCCUGUCUCCCACAGAAAGACGCCUGCUCCUGUCUCCCACAGACAGAUGCCUGCUCCUGUCUCCCACAGACAGACGCCUGCUCCUGUCUACCAAAGACAGAUAACUACUCCUGUCUCCCACAGACAAACGCCUGCUCCAGUCUCCCACAGACUGACGCCUGAUCCUGUCUCCCGCAGACAGAUGCCUGCUAUUGUCUACCACAGACAGACGCCUGCUCCUGUCUCCCACAGACAGAUACCUGCUCCUGUUACCCACAGACAGACGCCUGCUCCUGUCUCCCACAGACAGACGCCUGAUCCUGUCUCCCGCAGACAGAUACCUACUCCUGUCUCCCACAGACAGAUGCCUGCUCAAGUCUCCCACAGACAGACGCCUGGUCCAGUCUCCCACAGACAGACGCCUGCUCCUGUCUCCCACAGACAGACGCCUGCUCCAGUCUCCCACAGACAGACGCCUGCUCCUGUCUCCCACAGACAGACGCCUGCUCCAGUCUCCCACAGACAGACGCCUGCUCCAGUCUACCACAGACAGACGCCUGCUCCAGUCUCCCACAGACAGACGCCUGCUCCAGUCUACCACAGACAGACACCUGCUCCAUUCUCCCACAGACAGACGCCUGCUCCAGUCUCCCACAGACAGACGCCUGCUCCAGUCUACCACAGACAGACGCCUGCUCCAGUCUACCACAGACAGACGCCUGCUCCUGUCUCCUAGAGACAGAUGCCUGCUCCUGUCUCCCACAGACAGAUGCCUGCUCCUGUCUCCCACAGACAGACGCCUGCUCCUGUCUCCCACAGACAGAUACCUGCUCCUGUCUCCCACUGACAGAUGCCUGCUCCUGUCUCCCAAAGACAGACGCCUGCUCCUGUCUACCACAGACAGAUACCUACUCCUGUCUCCCACAGACAAACGCCUGCUCCAGUCUCCCACAGACUGA